Molecule: messenger RNA, 489 nt
Organism: Morchella sextelata
Lineage: Eukaryota; Fungi; Ascomycota; Pezizomycetes; Pezizales; Morchellaceae
Exons: 7
Coding region: 1-489 (162 amino acids)
Source: RefSeq, a predicted model, not a curated record
AUGCAAAGAUCCGGUGAAGAUCCGGCGAAGAGAUUGUGCUGCUGCAACGCUUCUUAUCCUCUUGCCAGGCCCUCGAAAUACUACCACCCAGAGACCAUGCCAAGAGGGACAGGUAAAGGGACUCGAGGGUUUGGCUCAGCACAAAACACGGCGGGUAGGAAUCCUCCCCCUCCCCUCCCCCCUCCUGGUGCGUUCCUCAAUGACAGCCUAAGGCUAGGCGGGACCGGGGCUGAGAUUUCUGCACGCAAGGGUCGAUACUCCUUGUUGUGGAUUAUCACGAGGAGACUUGGGAUAGAUAAGCCUCUCGAGAAGUAUCAAGAGGCCCCUCGAUGGUUACCAUUCUUGGCGGUAAACGGCUCUAUCCUAUACCUCCACCAAACUGCUGCUAACCGUAGAUUUAUUGACAACUGCCCGCUCGGUAUUAAUCAUUGCUGCCCCAUGCCUAAGCGGGAGCAAAGUGUUAUGUUUGACUCGAGGAAACAGGUCUAA